CGUUCUGAUCAGUACCGGGUACUAAUUCGUUGCGCCGGCGCGAGAUCGAUCGGAGGCGAUGGGAGGGGGGAGCAUGGGGGUCCGCGCGGCCGCCAAGGCCGCCAUGAUCGGCGGCUACCGCUCCGCUGCCGCCUACCGCCGCGCCGUGAAGCCCACCGCCGGCGCAGCAACCGCGGCCGACGGCCGCCCCGCGUCCACCUUCUCGGUGGUGGAUGACUGGGUCAUCACGGACCGCGAGGUGUUCGGCCCCGUGCCCACCUACGAGGAGGCCAUGGCCGCCACCAUCGACCUCAGGGAAGCCUUCGAGAUUGCUAAGGUUGAGUCUCAUGUUGCCCACCUGGAAAUUUCGAAGACAAAGGAUGCCCAGGAAACAUUUCAGGAUCGUGUUCAUUCAGAAUCAUUUAAGCAUGAAGACAAGUAUGAAAAUUUAUCUGUUUCCUCUGGAGCCUCUGGACGUGUUAUUGAAGCCUUUACAAUGCUACAGGAGAGUCCUGAAGCACAGGAUGUCGUUGCUUCGCUUGCUUCUGACAAGAAUGUUUGGGAAGCUGUGAUGAAGAAUGAAAAGGUUUUGCAGUUCUACAAGACAUGCGGGACAGACCUCAGUGAAUCUUCUAGUGUUACUGAAGAUAGUGACGCUGAGAGCUCACAAAGCAGCAGUGUGCCUUCACCGGGCUCUGGAGAAGCAUUCAAGGACUACGUUGAGAAAAUGAAGGCAUUCGUGUCCGAGAUGGUGACGAAUCUUUCGAGCAUUAUGCAAGACCUGGUUGCAACGUCGGACAAGGGCCAGAGCAAGGGGAGGUUGAAAACCCUGAUCAUGAACACCAAGAAAGAUUUUGCAAAUGGCCCGUCGACCUUUGUGCUCCUGGCUAUUGCGUCCAUUUUCGUAGUUUUGCUCAAACGCGCGUAGUUCGAAAACAAACGAAUCAGCUGCCAGGGUGUUUGUUUGGUGCUUCAGAGAUUGGUUUUGUUUCAACAUUUUCUUGAGCCAGUUAGUGUUUGAUGUUCUUAGUUCAACAAGUCGUUGAUUGCAAGUACAGGUCAAUUUUAAGUCAUUCCAACUUCCAAGGGUUUAUCCUGUAACUGUGUCCACCUGGGUGAUCAUGUAUACAAGAUGAAUAAUAUGACAUGUUCACAUGUUACUGCAUCUUCUGCUUAAAAAAUAACUUUGGUGUGCA
Messenger RNA from Brachypodium distachyon (stiff brome), 1175 nucleotides. RefSeq lists its product as uncharacterized. Bases 59 to 907 code for a protein of 282 amino acids. The transcript has 4 exons. Lineage: Eukaryota; Viridiplantae; Streptophyta; Magnoliopsida; Poales; Poaceae. The record is from RefSeq and is a predicted model, not a curated record.